Messenger RNA from Tribolium madens (black flour beetle), 1796 nucleotides. Its product is annotated as G2/mitotic-specific cyclin-B3. Gene Ontology annotation, cellular component: centrosome; cytoplasm; cyclin-dependent protein kinase holoenzyme complex. NCBI's taxonomy places the organism in Eukaryota, Metazoa, Arthropoda, Insecta, Coleoptera, Tenebrionidae. Gene Ontology annotation, biological process: regulation of cyclin-dependent protein serine/threonine kinase activity; mitotic cell cycle phase transition. The transcript is spliced from 7 exons. Gene Ontology annotation, molecular function: cyclin-dependent protein serine/threonine kinase regulator activity. Bases 168 to 1667 code for a protein of 499 amino acids. The record is from RefSeq and is a predicted model, not a curated record.
UUUCAAAACAACUGAAAGCCGAGAAGCUUUAAACAUCAACGAACUUCACAUGUGAAUUUUUACAUUACAGUUUUUCUACAAUUUUCUACAAGAAAUUUUACAAGUUUUUAAAGAGGGACUUCAUCAUAACAUACACAAUUAACCUGAGACAUUUCUGUUAAUUUAUAAUGAAAGUUGCGAGUGAGAAUAUUUCAGCGAUGGCUCCCUUAAAGCCGUUAAACAGAGCUGUCACAGGCACCACCCGUCUAAACCAAAAAGCCUCAAUUUCUACCAGAAGUCGGUCGUCACUAUUGACAAAUGCACAAAUACGACCAAAACGAAAAGCCGACUUUUCUCCCGUCAAAGAAAAUGCUAAAAGAACAGCAAUGGGUGAUAUCACCAACAACAAAAAGAAUGAAGAUAAAAAGAAAACCACUUUGAAACAGCCUGUAAAAAAAACGAUCGUUCAAGUCAAAACACUGCCCUCGGUCAGAACCGUGACCAAACCCAAGCAAAAUGAGAAUGUUCUACCCCCUCUAGCCCCUUGCAUUAACGGGGUGGUGACUAGGGCUACAGUGAAAAACGUCACAAGUGGCCAGACGGCAAUCAAACCCAAAGAAACGCUCAAAGAGAUCUCUAAUGUUAGUAGAAUCAAGACAAGACUGAGCAAUGAGUUUGAAAAGACUGAAGAUUCUCUCUAUUCGUCAGCAUUGGAGGAACUCAAUGAUUCGAUUAGUUCCAGUGGAGCCAAAGUUAAGGAAGCGAAAACGCCCCCCAGUGAUGAGAAAUCCCCAAACCUGUCUGUAGUCUCUUUCGUGGCCCAACAGCUCCAAAAUAAACUCAAUUUGGGUAAUCAUGAAGUUCCUGAAGGAGUGCCUGAUUUUGAUAAGGAGAACUGGGACGACAUCCAUCAAGUGUCCCACUACGCAAUGGACAUUUUCAAUUAUAUGAAGAGUCGAGAGUCACUGUUUGAUAUCACUGACUACAUGGACAGACAAGUCUGUCUUACAAGUUGGAUGCGGUCGCUUCUAGUCGACUGGAUGGUUGAAGUGCAAGAAAGUUUUGAACUGAACCACGAGACGCUUUACUUAGGAGUAAAAUUAGUCGAUUUUUACUUAAGCCGGAUGACUGUCGGCAAAGAAACCUUGCAAUUAGUAGGCGCGGCUUCCAUGUUCAUAGCUAGUAAAUACGACGAAAGAAUUCCACCAGCCAUCAACGACUUUUUGUACAUUUGUGAUGGGGCCUACACGUGCCGGGAGCUCGUCCGAAUGGAAAUAAAUAUUUUGAAAGUCUGUGAUUUUAAUCUGGGCAUUCCAAUCAGCUACAGAUUUCUCAGGAGAUACGCUAGAUGUGCCAAAAUCACAAUGCCUGUGCUCACCCUCGCAAGAUUUAUUUUAGAAUAUUCGUUGAUGGACUAUGCUACUGUUACUGUACGCGACUCAAAACUGGCCUCAGCGUCACUAUAUCUAGCACUGAAGAUGAAAAAAAUUAGUGGGUGGACCACCGCGUUAGAGUUUUAUUCAGGCUACAAACUUGAAGAUUUUGAAGAAGUUGUUAUUUUAUUAAACGACGGGUUACACAAAAAACCGAAAAGUCCACUAAUGACUGUAAGAAAUAAGUAUUCUCAUAAAAUAUUCUUCGAAGUAGCCAAAAUCCCACUUAUAAGUAAUGAAGAAUUGUUCGUUUAGGCCAAUUGAUUUUUGAUACUUUACAUGUUUGUGAAGUGAUUUUAUAUCUGUUUAUUUUGCAUUUUUUAAGUCCCGGGUCUUAACUUAGAUGUAUUUUAUUGUUUUUAAAUUAUAUUAAUUUGUAUCGUG